Spirodela intermedia is the source of this 1452-nucleotide messenger RNA. The record is from the annotation of a GenBank genome assembly. Lineage: Eukaryota; Viridiplantae; Streptophyta; Magnoliopsida; Alismatales; Araceae.
AUGGUUGCAGAGCCUUGGAUCCACAGAAUGCGAAUCCAGGUGGGUUCCAAUCUGAAGCAUUCCACGACUGCCGCCGCCGCCUCCGCCGCCGGCGAGCUCAAGGCGCCGCCGGAGAACACGAUCGGAAUCCUGUCCUUCGAGGUUGCCAGCUCCAUGUCCAAGGCUGUCCACCUCUAUAAGUCGCUGUCCCCCUCUGAAGUCUCCCGCCUCCGCAGCGAGGUCUUCAGGUCCCAGGCCGUCCGCCACCUGGUCUCCGGCGACGAGUCCCAUCUCCUGAAGCUCGUCGCCGCAGAGAAGCUCGAGGAACUGAACAGGGUGGCCGCCGUCGUCUCCCGCCUGGGGAAGCGGUGCACCGAGCUGGCCCUCGUGGGUUUCGAGCACGUCUAUGCCGACCUACUCGCCAGCCGUGCGGCGGCGGCGAAGCUCGACCUCUCGGCCAAGGACAUGGAGGCGGCGGUGAAGAGGAUGGAGCGCUACGUUGCCUCCACGGCGACCCUCUACGCCGAGCUGGAGGUGCUGGGGGACCUAGAGCACGGCGCGAAGAAGCUCCAAUUAGGGCAGAAGCAGCAGCUGCAGCUGCAGCAGGAGGAGGCCCUCCGCGCCUACAACCAGAAGAUCCAGUGCCGGCGGCACGAGCUCAAGCACCUCCGGGAGGUCUCCCUGUGGAACCAGACCCAUGACAAGAUCGUCGGUCUCAUGUCGAGGGCGGUCUGCACCAUCUACGCCCGGAUUCGCCUGGUCUUCGGGCAGCCCCUCGAUCCUCCGGCGAGACCGCCGCCGCCGGCGGCUGCGUCGGCGCUCAACCCCUGCGGGUCUACCCCCGUGCGGCUCUUCGGAGAGUGCCUCAGCUUCACCAGUUCAGCCCCGUCGGACGAGGAGGAGGAAGAGGAGGGGGAGCUCCUCCGGUCGUUGAUCCCCGCCACCGCCGCCGCCGCCGCGGGGCCGUCGACGGUGGGGGGCUCGGCGCUGGCUCUGCACUAUGCGAACGUCAUCAUCAUCAUCGAGAAGCUGCUGCGGUACCCUCAUCUGGUCGGGGAGGAGGCAAGGGACGACCUGUACCAGAUGCUUCCGACCAGCCUGAGGUUGACCCUGCGGGUAAACCUCCGGGCGUAUGGAAAGGAUCUGGCCAUCUAUGACGGCGCCGUCGCCCAUGACUGGAAGGGGAAGCUGGAGAAGAUCCUGGCGUGGCUCUCCCCCAUGGCCCACAACAUGAUCAGGUGGCAGACCGAGCGCAACAACUUCGAGCAGCAGCAGCACCACCAGAUCGUCUCCAAGGUCAACAUCCUCCUCCUGCAGACCCUCCACUUCGCGGACAGGGUGAAGACGGAGGCUGCCAUCUGCGAGCUCCUCGUCGGGCUGAACUACAUCUGCCGGUAUGAGCACCAGCAGAACGCGCUGCUCGACUGCGCCAGCAGCGUUGACUUCGACCACUGCGUGGAUUGGCAGCUUUGA